Protopolystoma xenopodis is the source of this 3285-nucleotide messenger RNA. The record is from the annotation of a GenBank genome assembly. NCBI's taxonomy places the organism in Eukaryota, Metazoa, Platyhelminthes, Monogenea, Polystomatidea, Polystomatidae.
AUGACUGCAGACUCCGCCAUCUCGUCGAUCGCCAAGUCGACCCCCCCUCCUUCUCUGCUGAAUGCCGGCGGCCAGACCUGCGGUACCAGCUCCGAGACGACCCGAGGCCCAAGUUGUCGCCUGCCCCGACGACUCGGCGAACUGGGCCCCUCUGUUGCCGAGCCAAUUGCUCCGGCCUUGGGUCGCUCGGGGCCCGGAAAACCGGCAAUCUACACGACGACGCCUCGUUCGGACAGCAGAACUGCCGGUUAUCCCCCUCCCCAACCACCGGCUCUGCUUGCAAACCCGCCGAUGACACUCAACCAAGCCGACCUUCACAUACAUCCACCAUUUCACUCCCACCAACUCAGCUACACUCAGGCCCAACUCCAACUCUACCCGCAUACCUAUUCGCUGCCCCACUUCCAUCCGCCUCACUCUCCCUCCCCCCUUUCGCUCGGUCUGACGCCACACACACAUCCACAUUCCCAUAUUCACUCACACUCCCAUUCACACUCUCAAUCGCAGUCACACUCCCUUUCACACGCAUAUCCACCGCCACUUGCCCAGUCCUCCAACGGCCUGUUUGUCGAGCCAUCCGUCCACAUGCACACAGGCACCGACGGCUUCCUCGGUCUACAAUCACCCGCGGGACUCCCCGGCACCUCGGCCCACUUCUACCCGCUGCAGUCGCAUACUUUUACCCCCCUGGCGCCACCUCCAUCCCAGACACAACCGCAACACCCUGGCUACUCGACACAAUCGCAUGCCUCCCUCGCCUUACCCUCCUCCUCCUCCUCCUCCUCCCCCUCAUCUUCCUCCUCUUCCUCUUCUUCUUCUUCCUCUUCCUCUUCCUCUUCUUCUUCCUCCUCCUCCUGCUCUACCAACUCGCCCGAAUUCCCCGCCACCUGCACCUCCAGCGUCCGAUCAACCCCUGUCGCCACAGACUACCAGCACCAGACCACACGUCUUCCAGGCGCCGACUCGGCCGGCACCACAGACCGCGUCUGCCUGAGCCGAUCGCAGACUCACUCGACCCUCUCACGGUCGCAAGUGGCCGGUACCGUUGGACCGCUUCGCUCGUCGUCAGUCUAUCCGCAGCCUCUGUCGCAGCCCCAGCACCAUUUAACCUCACUCGCCCAACCUCACGACUAUCUCCACUCGCAAGCAUUUCACCAGCAUCAACACCAACAUCAGCAUCAGCACCAUCAGCAUCAGCAUCAGCACCACACUCAGCAACAACAACCACAACUACCGCAACAACAACAACAACAACAGCAGGAGCAGUCUUAUAUGCUAUUUCAGCUGGACCACUCGGGUCAGCAGCAACACCAUUCGCACCACCAGCAGCAGCAAAGCCAUCACAUGUUGCCCUCGAGUCAUGUGGACCUGCACUCCACAGACCUGCCCACUGAGUCUGUCUAUCCACUCGUCUACAGAACCUCUGGGCCCCAUGCCUCUUCUUCAGCAUCUGUCGUCUCCUCCGCCCCCUCUCCAUCUUCUACCUGCUCGACUGCCCCCUCCUACCCUCUUCCACAUUCUCCUCAUCCUCAUCCUCAUCAUCAGAAUCAGCAUCAGCAUCAUCUUCAUCAACAUCAUCUUCAUCAACACAUCCAACAGCAGUCGUCGCUCGAGCCUCCGCUUCACGGUCACCAACAACAGCAGAUGCCACGAGCCUCGGUUUCGCCUGUCGACUGGAGUCUGGCGCCCUAUUCCUCCGUGAUCCCCGCCUCUGUCUUGUCGUCUCAAAAGGCGGCGGAAGCUGCAGCUGCUGUUGCCAGCUACUACGACCACCAUUUGCCCUCGUUGUUGAUGAACGCCACCGCCGUCGUGGCGGCAGCCGCCGGAGUGGCCUCUUCCACCAAUGUCACUGCUUCCACCGACCUUCGUGGCACCGGUUGGGGCAGUCGAGUCUCGGCGUCCGGAUCGGCUCCGACCAACUCGGCAACCGGUCAAGCGUGUCAUGGCAACGAGACGAUAGGCCAGAAGGCUACAGGCUCAUCAAUCGAGGGUGAUGCUUCGAGGCGAGGUGAAGAGAGACUGACGCCGGCCGGCUUCGGCGGCGAGGUGGGACUCGAACGGAUCCUUGACUCGAUCCUUGAAACGUGUGCUCGAAGCGCCCACAAUGAGGCCUGUGAAAAGGGGAAGAAGAGCCCCUCGAAUGGCUAUUCUGGCCACGAGGAUGCCAGCUACUCGAACACAGACGACAACACCAAAGCCGAAAGUAGACUAGCCCCAUCUCGAGUCUACCAAAGUACGAUGAGCAUAUCCCCCGCCGUCUCAACUAGCCCCGCCAGCACCAAUACCGACACAACCCAAAGAGCUGCCAUUGGCCGAGUGACUCACGAACCAGCAGUCCAGAUGUCUUCACUGUCGACCGCUCGCAAGUCUGGAUACCAAUACUGCCUGCCGGUGACGACAGCCAGUCUAUCGACUGUCAACAGCCAUGACGGCCGACUCAACAGUGGUCUGGUGGAUCUGGCCACGGCUGCGGCUGCGGCUGCCAUGGUGACAGCCGCAGCUGCAGCCGCCACGGUAACGGCAACAGCAGCUGUGACACUCGGUCGUAGAGAUGCUGGUGGCCCGCUGGCACCGAGUGAAUGGGUGUCGGGUCGUUUCGCGCUGUCGAAUAAGCGUGGCCAACCGGCAGAUGCGACAGAGAUGCCGAGCGGACGUCGAAACUGGCCAGAAGACUCUGUGAAGAAGGCAAGACAAUCGAGGCAAGAGGAUUACAAUGGCUCAGAGCAACUAAAGCGACAGAAGUGUACACUUUCGGCCUCGAGGGUAGCGGUCCAAGGGAGACACGAAGGCAAGAAGGAUGGAAAAAUAGGGGGACGGGAAGAGGAUUAUGACGAUACAGAAGAGCUGGAAGAGGAGGAGGAGGAGGAGGAUGAAGACUAUGAGGAGCAGGAAGAAACGGAGAGAGAGCAUGGCCGGAUUGGGGAGGCGAGAAAAGAUGAGGAACUGGAGGAAGAGAACGACGACGGUGACGACUUAGAAGAAGACGAUGACGACGAAGACGAUGACGACGAAGAAGAAGACGAUGACGACGAGGAAGAGGAAGAAGGUGACAUUCAAGAGAAUGACACAGAAUGUCUUGAAACCCGCGAGGUCUCAACAUUCGCGAGUCAGCUUAUGCUGACCCCCUAUUCGGCAGAGCUGAUGGAAACUAAUAUCCCCGGCAGAAAUGCCGGUGUUGGCUCCGUUGUUGGAGAUGAAGGGGGAAAUGGAGGGGUCAUGUGUAGGGCUACUGGGGGCCCUAGUCAUCUUGAGAGCAUUCCCACUGCAGAUGGAGGCCACUUUUAA